This is a messenger RNA of Vitis riparia (riverbank grape), 905 nucleotides long. Its product is annotated as F-box protein SNE. The record is from RefSeq and is a predicted model, not a curated record. Gene Ontology annotation, cellular component: SCF ubiquitin ligase complex. Bases 265 to 774 code for a protein of 169 amino acids. The transcript has a single exon. Gene Ontology annotation, molecular function: protein binding. NCBI's taxonomy places the organism in Eukaryota, Viridiplantae, Streptophyta, Magnoliopsida, Vitales, Vitaceae. Gene Ontology annotation, biological process: regulation of gibberellic acid mediated signaling pathway; gibberellic acid mediated signaling pathway.
CAAAAGGAAGCAUAGCAUUGGUUCCAGUUCUUUGCCUUGGAGCGUUUCCUUUGGCCCCUUCUCUUCUUCCCUCGAUGCCCGCAUUUCUCUCUCUUUCUCACUCUCUCUCUCUUUCUCUCUCUCUUUCUUCAAGUCAAAUCCCUCAAACCCCACGUUACACACUACAAAUAGCUACUAUUUCCUCAAGAGUACUCUCUAUUUCUCUAUGAUAAUGGUGCAAAAACCAGCUACUUCAGUCUCAGAACUAUCUCUUUUUGUAUAGCAAUGGUGCAACUACUAUGCAGAAGCAAGUUCCAGAGAGGCAUGGGUCAUGAGGAGAAGGAGAAGAAGCCCAGGUUCUUUAUCAAUGACAACACGGACAUUCUCAUGGAGAUUCUCAAGCGGCUCGACGGCCGCUCGUUGGGUGUCGCCGCCUGCGUCUGCCGGCUGUGGAGGUCCGUGACUUGGAACGACUCGCUCUGGGAGCACCUCUGCUUCCGCCACGUAUCCCCGCCCCCGCCGGGGGUGCGGCCGGUAGUGGUGGCUUUGGGUGGGUACCGGCGGCUCUACAUGAUGUGCCUGAGGCCCGUCCUGAGCCGACUCGGACAGAUGAAACGCGGGUUGGGCGGCAGCGGCGGUGGUGACUCGGACCUGGUGGGGCGAGUCUGGACUCGUGACUCGGUUCAGCUCUCCCUUUCGCUCUUCUGCGUCGAUUACUACGAGAGAUUGGAUGGAAGACUCGGUGAUGCGUCCACAUCCUCGCUCAUGUUUCUAUGCAAGCCCGUGAACGUCUGAUUAGUUGACUUUUUCUGAUUUGACUCCAGUGGUGGUUGGCAGUUGGCACACCGAUAAUACCAACCUGGCUUCACUUCACUUCUCAUACACCAUAUCUGAAGAACAAGCAGCAGUAGAUAAUUUUAUUUUUA